This is a messenger RNA of Solanum stenotomum, 1167 nucleotides long. RefSeq names its product putative cyclin-D7-1. The coding region runs from base 94 to 1029 and encodes 311 amino acids. Gene Ontology annotation, cellular component: cyclin-dependent protein kinase holoenzyme complex; cytoplasm; nucleus. Gene Ontology annotation, biological process: regulation of cyclin-dependent protein serine/threonine kinase activity; mitotic cell cycle phase transition. Lineage: Eukaryota; Viridiplantae; Streptophyta; Magnoliopsida; Solanales; Solanaceae. Gene Ontology annotation, molecular function: cyclin-dependent protein serine/threonine kinase regulator activity. The transcript has 6 exons. The record is from RefSeq and is a predicted model, not a curated record.
AACUAUUUGUACUCUAAAUUUUUCACUGACAAAUUAUAAGUCAUUCUUGGAAUAAUUUAAAAAUUAUACUUUUUUUCUUUCUUUCUACAAAAGAUGGAGAGUUUGCUUUGUGAUGAAAUUUGGCUAGAAAAAGAAGAAGGAUUAAAAAAUGAUGUUGAAAAUUCUUGCUUUUUUAAAUCAAAAGAAGAUUGUGAAGAAGCUUUUGAGAUUUUAUUAGACAAGGAAAUAAGUUACAUGCCUAAAAUAGGCUAUGUGAAGUUUAUAAAAGAGAAUUGUUUUAUUGAUAAUGCAAGGUUCAAAGCUAUUCAUUGGCUUAUUAAGUCUCAAAGGAGGUGGAAUCUCUCAUUUGGAACUGUAUUUGGUGCUGCAAGUUACCUUGAUCAGUUUAUCUCUUUAAACAAGUGCCAGGGAUGGAAAUAUUGGAUGUUUGAGUUACUCUCAAUUGCAUGUUUGUCUGUGGCCUCUAAAUUUCAUGAAACAAGUCCCCCUCAAUUGCUUGAAUUACAGAUGGAAGGAGUUGGACAUUUGUUUGAAUCAACAAUGAUUCAACGUAUGGAAUUGGCAUUAUUGGAGACUUUAGGAUGGAGAUUAAAUUCUACAACACCAUAUUCAUAUAUUGAAUUAUUUCAAUGGAGUAUUAAUUCACUCAAAAGUGUCAAUGACCUACUUCUUCGAAUUCUUCUAGAUGCUAAAUUCUUGGAGUUCAGGCCUUGUGUGAUUGCACAAUCUGUUGUUACAUGCAUUUCUGAAGAUUUGUCUCUAUUAAUAGAUGACUCUUGUUUCAAUAAUUUUACUAGGCUCAUACCUCAAGAUCAAAAGGAUGAUAUAAGCAAGUGUCAAAGAAUGAUGAUAAAUAAACAAUUCUUGAUUAAGGAAUUUCAAGAAUUAAUCAUAACAAGUGGAGUUUUUAAUUAUGGCCCUUCAAGUCCAGUAACUGUAUUGACAAUGGAUCAACAUGACUUGUGUGAUAUUCCUCAAGGGGACAUCAAUUACAUUUCUAAUGCUAAUAAACGUAAAAGGGAACGUUGACGAACGCGUCGGACAGACGUCAAGUGGUUGAAUUUUUUUAUUUUCGAGGACGAAUUUAUCAAAUUUGAUCGAUUCUAAAAAUGUUGUUUGUUAAUUUUAUGUUGUUGUACUAGCUAGAAGUUUGGGUGAGGAUCGAGA